This is a messenger RNA of Caretta caretta (loggerhead turtle), 9516 nucleotides long. It is a transcript of the gene ABCA5, whose product is annotated as ATP binding cassette subfamily A member 5. NCBI's taxonomy places the organism in Eukaryota, Metazoa, Chordata, Testudines, Cheloniidae. Gene Ontology annotation, molecular function: ATP binding; ATP hydrolysis activity; lipid carrier activity. Gene Ontology annotation, cellular component: late endosome; membrane. The record is from RefSeq and is a predicted model, not a curated record. Gene Ontology annotation, biological process: lipid transport; transmembrane transport.
CCGCCCCGGGGGCGGCGAGCUGGGCCCGGCCCCUCAGCGUGCGCCGGGUGGGGGCGGCGAGCUGCGGCCGGGCCCUCGCGAGCCGGCGGGGCGGCCGAGAGAGAGAGAGAGCCUGGCCUCUGAGGACCUCCCUGUCCACUGCAAAGGCGCCCCACGAGGUAACUCUUGGAAAAAUGGCCACAGAAACUGCAGGAGAGGCAGGAGUGUGGAGACAAACCAAAGCUCUCUUAUUCAAGAACUACCUUGUUAAAUGCAGGACUAAGAAGAGUAGUGUGCAGGAAAUCCUUUUUCCACUAUUUUUUUUAUUUUGGCUUAUAUUAAUGAGCAUGAUGCAUCCAAAUCGGAAGUUUGGCGAGGUGCCCAAUACUGAACUUGGUACUUUAGAUCGCUCCAUGCUCUUGGACUUCAUUCUUGGAUACACACCAGUGACAAAUAUGACAAGAAAAAUCAUGCAGAAAGUGUCUUUUGAAUAUUUUGCAGAUGGUGUAAUUACAGAAGAAUUUUUCAGUGAAAAAGAAUUGCAAGAGGCUAGUACUGUUAACCCCUCAAACUUUGUUGGUGUAGUUUUCAAAGAUUCUGUGUCCUACCAGCUUAGAUUCUUUCCUGGUGCUGUCACAGUGUCGUCUAUCAAUGUAGAAUCAAGAGCCAGUUGUUCCAGUUUAUCAAAGGGAUGUGAAUCUGUUACAUACUGGUACUCGGGAUUUGCAGCUCUACAGGCUUGUAUCGAUGCAGCAAUAAUACAGCUGAAGACUAAUCAUUCAGUUUGGGAAGAACUGGAAUCAACUAAAGCUAUUAUUAUGGGAGAGGCUGCUGAUAUGAAAAUUGAUUAUUUUCCUCGAGCAAUUAUUUUAAUUUACCUAGUAAUAGCUUUCUCACCCUUUGGGUACUAUUUGGCAAUUCAUAUUGUGGCAGAAAAGGAGAAGAAGUUGAAGGAAUUUUUAAAGAUAAUGGGCCUUCAUGACACUGCCUUUUGGCUGUCUUGGGUUCUGCUGUACACAACUCUGAUUUUUGUCAUGUCCAUUCUCAUGGCAGUCAUUGCAACAGCCUCCUCACUAUUUCCCCAAAGUAGCUCCUUCGUGAUAUUUCUUCUUUUUUUCCUAUAUGGAAUAUCCUCAGUUUUCUUUGCUUUCAUGCUGACGACUCUAUUUAAAAAAUCAAAGCAUGUGGGUGUAGUUGAAUUUUUGGCAACCCUGGCUUUUGGUUUUGUGGGUCUCACUAUUGUCCUGCUGGAUGAUUUUCCGAAGUCUUUUGUAUGGACCCUAAGCCCCUUGUGUCAGUGUACGUUCUUGAUUGGGAUUGCACAGGUCAUGCAUCUGGAAGAUUAUCAAGAUGGUGCAAUAUUUUCAAAUUUAAAUCACGGUCCUUAUCCACUAGUUAUUUCUCUUAUUUUACUGGUUCUGGAUAGCAUGUUUUACCUACUUCUAGCUGUCUAUCUUGAUCAGGUCAUUCCAGGUGAGUUUGGAUUAAGACGGCCAUCAUUUUUCUUUAUGAAGCCCUCGUUUUGGUCAAAGCGCAGAAGAAAUUACAAGGAGUUAUAUGAGAGUAGUGUUAAUGGAAGCUUAAGUUUCAGUGAGAUGGUUGAACCUGUAUCUUCAGAAUUUCAGGGAAAAGAAGCUAUCAGAAUCAGCUGUGUUCAGAAAACUUUCCGCAAAAAGGGUGAAACUGUGGAGGCUCUCAGAAGUUUAUCCUUUGACAUAUAUGAGGGUCAGAUUACAGCUUUACUUGGGCAUAGUGGAACAGGCAAGACAACACUGAUGAAUAUUCUUUGUGGACUCUGCCCACCUUCUGAUGGGUUUGCAUCUGUCUAUGGACACAGAAUCUCUGAAAUUGAUGAAAUGCUCGACGUAAGAAAGAUAACGGGAGUUUGCCCACAAUUAGAUAUACAUUUUGACGUAUUAACUGUGGAAGAGAAUUUAUCAAUAUUUGCUCAUAUUAAAGGGAUAUCUCCCAAUCUUCUGAUACAAGAGGUGCAGAAAGUGAUGAAUGAUUUGGAUAUGCAGCCCAUCCGAGAUAACCAAGCUAAAAAAUUAAGUGGAGGGCAGAAGAGAAAGCUGUCGAUAGGAAUCGCUGUUCUUGGGAGCCCAAAGGUUUUACUUUUGGAUGAACCAACUGCUGGUAUGGACCCAUGUUCUCGGCACAUUGUUUGGAAUCUCCUGAAAAACAGACAAGCCAAUCGGGUAACAGUAUUCAGUACUCAUUUCAUGGAUGAGGCAGAUAUUCUUGCUGAUCGAAAAGCUGUGAUUUCUCAAGGGAUGCUGAAAUGUGUUGGCUCGUCUCUCUUCCUCAAAACCAAAUGGGGAAUUGGCUACCGCUUGAGUAUGCAUAUAGAUGGGUAUUGCAAUAUAGAAGCUACAACAGCCUUGAUCAGACAGCAUAUCCCUGGAGCCAGCUUGGUACAACAGAAUGAACUGCAGCUUGUGUAUACCUUACCUUUUAAAGACAUGGACAAGUUUUCAGGAUUAUUUUCUGAUCUAGACACUCAUUCACAUUUGGGUGUUAUUACUUAUGGAGUUUCCAUGACAACCUUGGAGGAUGUGUUCCUGAAGCUGGAAAUUGAAGCAGAAAUUGAUCAAGCAGAUUAUAGCAUAUUUAAUUCCCAGUCAGCAGGCGAGGAAAUGGAUACAAAAUCGUUUGAUGAGAUGGAACAAAGCCUACUGAUACUCUCUGAGACAAAAUCAUCUGCAGUAAGCAAUACCGCUCUCUGGAAACAGCAGGUGUCUACUAUAGCAAAGGUUCACUUCCUUAACUUAAGACGUGAAAAUAAGUCAGUGGGAAUUAUGUUGUUGCUUUUUUUAGUUUUUCUUGCAGUUCAGAUUUUAAUGUUUCUUAUACAUCACUACUUCAAAAAUUCUGUGGUUCCCAUCAAACUUUCCCCAGAUUUGUACUUUCUGAAGCCUGGAGAAAAAUACAACAAGUACAAAACAAGUCUCCUCCUUCAGAACUCCACAGGAUCAAAUAUUGAUGAUCUCAUCAGUGCUCUCAGAAGCCAGAAGAUAUUGACUGAGAUGUUCAAUGACAGCGAUUACGUGUCGGCUGCGCCCCACAGUGCAGCUUUAAAUGUGUCGCUUUCAGAACAGAGCUCCAUUUUUACAGCUGUAUUCAACAGCACUAUGGUGCACUCUCUGCCUGUUUUGAUGAACAUCAUUAGCAACCUGUUUCUCCGCAACUUAAAUGUGACUGAGAAUAUUCAAAUCUGGAGUAACCCAUUCAUUCAAGAGACUGAUGACACAGUUUUCAGACUGGAGGCUUUUUUUCAAGCGAUGUUACUAGGAAUCAUUGUAACGGGGGUGCCACCAUAUUUUGCCAUGGAAAAUGCAGAAAACCAUAAGAUCAAAGCCUACACUCAGCUUAAGAUCUCCGGUCUUUAUCCAUCUGCUUACUGGAGUGGACAAGCCAUCAUUGACUUUCCUUUAUUUUUCAUUAUUCUUGUUCUGAUGAUAGGAAGCUUAUUUGCAUUUCAUCAUAGUGUUUAUUUCGAUACUUGGAAGUUCCUUGCUGUUAUCUUUUGCCUUAUUGGCUAUGUACCAUCAGUAGUGCUGUUCACUUAUGUGCUCUCUUUCACCUUUAAAAAAGUGCAAAAUACCAAAGAAUUUUGGUCGUUUAUUUUUUCAAUGACUGCUUUGAUCUCUACUGCUGUCACUGAAGUAGCAUUCUUUCUGAGAUAUUUCAUGGUAACCACCAUUUUUCAUUAUGUCUUCUGUGCCUUCAUUCCCAUCUAUCCUCUUAUUGGAUGCCUGAUUACUUUUAUAAAGGUAUCAUGGAAACACCUACAAAAGAAUGAAAAAUACCAUGACCCCUGGGACAAACUCUUGGUAGCAGUUAUCGCGCCUUAUUUGCAGUGUGUAGUGUGGCUGUUCCUCCUGCGAUAUCUUGAAGUGAAAAAUGGAGGUAAAUCGAUAAGAGAGGACCCAUUUUUCAGAACUACUACAAAGAUCAAAACAUGGAAAUUUCAAGAUGAUCCACAUAAUGAGAAUGAGGAUGAAGACGUAAAGGCAGAGAGGUUGUGGGUUAAAGAAAAGACAAGCUGCCAGAGCUCUGACGAGAAACCAGCAAUUCUGGUCAGCAGUCUGCAUAAAGAAUAUGAUGAAAGGAAGGAUUUUCUUCUUGGGAGAAAAAUAAAGAAAGUGGCAACUAAACACGUCUCUUUUUGCGUAAAAAAAGGAGAAAUACUUGGAUUGCUAGGACCAAAUGGAGCUGGAAAAAGCACACUGAUUAACAUGCUGGUGGGAGACGUUGAACCAACUGCUGGCCAGGUGCUGAUGGGAGACUAUUCUUUAGGAUUGAAUAGUGAGGAUCAUUCUGCUAAAUUUGUGGGAUAUUGUCCUCAAGUAAAUCCACUUUGGCCAGAUAUUACGUUGCAGGAGCAUUUUGAAAUAUAUGGAUCUGUCAAAGGAAUGAGUAAAACUGAUGUGGAAGAAGUUGUAAAACGCAUUGCAAGUGCCCUUGAGUUGAAAAACCAUCUACAGAAAACAACAAAGAAAUUAGUGGUUGGAAUUAAACGCAAGUUAUGUUUUGCGCUAAGUAUGCUGGGUAAUCCCCAGAUUACGUUGCUAGAUGAACCAUCUACUGGUAUGGAUCCUAAAGCCAAACAGCACAUGUGGAGGGCAAUUCGAGCAGCAUUUAAAAGCAAACAGAGAGCAGCUAUUCUGACCACUCAUUAUAUGGAAGAGGCUGAAGCUGUGUGUGAUAGAGUUGCAAUCCUGGUGUCUGGACAGUUAAGGUGUAUUGGUUCAGUUCAGCAUCUAAAGAGCAAAUUUGGCAGAGGCUAUUUCUUGGAAAUUAAAUUAAAAGAAACAGCAGGCGUACAACAGGUGGCGUUUCUUCACAGGCAGAUUUUGCACAUCUUCCCAAAUGCAAAUCAUCAGGAAAGUUUUGCCUCCAUUUUGGCAUAUAAAAUUCCUAAGGAAGAUGUACAGUCACUCUCUCAGUCUUUUUCUAAACUGGAAGAAGCCAAACAUGCCUUUAAUAUCGAGGAGUACAGCUUUUCUCAAGCAACCCUGGAACAGGUUUUUGUGGAGCUUGCUAAAGAACAAGAAGAGGAAGAUAACAGUUUUGGAACCUUAAACAGCACACUUUGGUGGGAAAGAACACAGGAAGACAGAGUCAUUUUUUGAGCUCUUUAAAUACUGUCAGAUUCAAUAGAUGUACACUACAGUUCACUUUUGUCUUUUUUUGUUUCUUGUAAUGUGUGCUGAGUGCUAAGAAAGCAGUUGAGAUUGAGAAAAAUAUCUGAUUUGAAAAACAAAAAUAAUAAUUGUAAACUUCGAGCAUAUUUCCCCUGCCUGGACUUAUCCAUCAAUGUUAUGCAACUGUGGGAGUGCCUUUAUUUGUGAGGACUCUUAUUGCUUGCAUAUAAUUGGUCUGUUUUUUAAAAUUUCUGAUCCACUCGCCUUACUCUGUCCUAUUUUGAAGCGAUAAUGGUAAAUGACAAUUUAGUCCUUUAUAAUUUCCUGUUUGUUUUGGUCAAUCUGUGGUCUAUGCUUCUAGAAACUCCAACCUUGAGCUUGUUCAGCUAUUCAGUGUGUGAUAUCAGUAUAUAAUUGCUCAACUCCAGGAUCAAACUUCUGCCUUGCUUAUCUUUCAAGAGGGAGCUUCCAGCAAAGGCAGGGGUCCACAGAACCAGGGCAGCACCACUAGAAAAGAGUCACAAAAAUAGAAGUCAGCACAGAAGAUUUAGCAAUGCCAGAAGUCAGUGACUUGUCUGAGUUGGAGUAAGCAUGUAGAUAUAAGGUGGAUGUUUAAAGAAGUCAAUUUUGAGCUUUAACUGCCCGAUAGUGUUCUGGUAAGCUUUAUCGUCACUUCCUCUACAUAAAAUUCCAUGUAGACUAGAUUGCUAUACAGACAACUCACUUAACUGCCUGAUUCCAGGGUUCAUCAUGGAAUAUGAUGCUGGUUAGUUCAGCCUAAAUUGUUUAUAUGAUACCAAAUACCGAUACCUAAAAUUCAGUUAACUUAUAUGCUGACUUUAAAUUCCCAUUGGAUCCUGCUGAUCAAAAUCCUGAUGCUCCUGUUUGGUAUGGUAUAUCUCAGGUCAACUCUCCUUAUCCAAAAUAAUCAGUAUGAUACCACAGUGCCUCCAUAACGGAUCCUGCUCCGUCACCUCAAUUCUUGAGUUUAUUUGCUGUAUCUCAGUUUUAAACUCCUCCUCUUUGUGCCAUAUAUGGACUUUAGUAUCCAGAUGACCAUACUCGUUAGUCUCUUCUCAUCAUAAUGUUCCUCCAGUCCUAUGCUGCUUCAGAAUGUGUAACCUGUGUGUGUGUUUUAACUAAUCUCUGCUUUUUCCCUUGUUCUCUGCCCUCUUCUGGGCUAGCACCUCCCCGGCUGAUCAGUAGGCACAUGAUCUAUAGCAUACUGAUGAGGGACACAGCUGGGCACAGUAUGAGCACAGUAUGUAUGGACACAGAAUGAGCAGGGACACAGCUGUCACUUCACAAACUUGCUUGGAAGAGGCCAGAGGCCCUUUUUGCUUUUUUAAAAGAGGGGGGAAAGGAAAUUCAACAUUCAUCGCUAAAUAGGGCCCUAAAUUAUAUAAUAAACUCAGCUUGGGAUCCACUCAACAUAAAAAUAUUUACACAUGAGUAUAACAUGGCACGUGGUUAACCAUUAUGAACCUUUUUAAUGCAAAUUGGCAGGUGUAACUCUAAUCAGGUUACCUUUGUAGGUUGCGUAAAAAUGUAUAAUGCAUGCACUUGUACGUUUAAAUGGGGUUUGCAAAGCUGGAUAGGUUCCUUUGAGUCUAUGUUUGUAAAAGCGUGACCACCAAAUGAAUAUAUCUUUAUGGAAUUUGCAUAAAUGUGAGCAUUUCUAGUUCUAUUCUUUGUUAAAACAAUCUGUUUUGUUGAACACGUGUUCUAACACACGUUUAAAAGGCAUUUCUUUAGGUGUGUUCAUUUUUCGUGACCGUGAAUUUACAGGCUUGUGCACCAAUGCUUUCUAAUCUAUCUUUGUUGCAAUAGUAAUGAGGCAAUACAAUACCAUGUCCAGUUCACUGAGAGUGCUUUCUUAUUUCUAUCAUGCUCAUUUUCUCUCAUCAUAAAUCAAAAAGGGUAAACUCCAAAAGCAGAUAUUGUCUUGUCACUAAGAAAACUUUUGUUUGUUAUCUGGCAAAAUUGUUCUCUGUCGAAGAAAUAAUAAGAGAGCCCAUGUGUGGUUCAGCAUCCUCAGAUCUGAGAGUAAGUAUUAAUCCUGCGUGUGUUCCAAAGAAAAAAUCUUUGAUUUAAAAAUUGAAAGAAUCAAUUCAUCUAAUUGGCUAUUUAAUCUGAGCUUUUUAGAAUCAAAAUUUCAGGUUUUUGAACAAUUGAUUGCAUUGUAGAAUGUAUUAAUUGAAAUGCACUGUGCAAAUAUUCGGUAUAUCUGAAGACACAUGACACAUAAGACAUAUCAGUUACAUAUGUUUACCUUAAGAUUAGAAAAUUCCUAUCAUCUUCCUUUCUAAAAUGUUCAGAACUCAGAAAACUAUGCUCUAAGGCAAACAUUUGUGUAUCAUUGGGCAAUAAUUAAUGUAAAAUUGAUUGCUUAAUUCUGCCUGUGUAAAUGCUUAUGCCUUAUAUCUUGCCAACAUACUAUUAUUUUUUUGCUUUUUAUCAUCUUCAAGGAAACCUGUUCUAUAGACGAACUUUACUUUUCGAUAAGCAUUGGGUAGUGUUUGCAGUCUUAUUUGGUUAAUAUGAGAAAUCUGAUGUAGCAUUGUUUCACUUUUUUCGCAUUCAAAUACAUUUUGAAAGAUAAUAAAUCUAGUUAACUCUCACACAGUGGCACAUUCAAUACGUAUCCGUGGCCAGCAGCAGACAUAAUAGCUUCAGAAAAACACAACUGGCCAAAAGGAUUGAAAACUUAAAUAUAAUAUUGAACCUUUUCUUUCUCCAAAAGAUCAUAGAUAAUAGACUUAGGGAAAUCCUCCAUCCUCCUGCCUUUGGGCAGGUACGACAUUUGUCUUAUUCCCAGAACCAAAUUUUUUCCAGACUGUACAGGUUAAAUUCCCUAAUCCUUCUCUACAAAUUUAUACAUGCUAAUCUUGACCUUCCUGCUCCCUAGAGUUUUACAAUAUUAAACAGGGGGGAGGGAUAGCUCAGUGGUUUGAGCAUUGGCCUGCUAAACCGAGGGUUGUGAGUUCAAUCCUUGAGGGGGCCAUUUAGGGAUCAGAGGCAAAAAUUGGGGAUUGGUCCUGCUUUUGAGCAGGUGGUUGGACUAGGUGACCUCCUGAGGUCCCUUUCAACCCUGAUAUUCUAUGAUUCUAUGAAUAUUAUUCUUCAGGAUGAAGUGCCCCAAAUUGUAGAGUGCUCCAUCUGGCCUCAUUUUGCCCAGUCUCUAAACUCGUGUCAAUUAGGUCACUUCUGCCUUUCAGUGUGUUCAGAAUUACUCCAACAUGGUGUCAUCUAUAUUAUUAAUGUACAGUUUGCUCUUUCUUCUGAUGUAUGGCAAUACUGUGUUUGCCAGGUUAGGACCCUUUGUUAUACCUGAUGCCUCUUUCCAAUUUGAUUCUCUUCUCUUUCAUCUAUAAUUCCUCUGUUGAUCUAUAGCCAUUCAAAGAGUUUUGUAUUCUAUCAUAAUAGCCAAGUAACAUUGUUCUGACUUUUCUAAUAGGGUUUGAUUUUCUAAUAGGUUUGUCACUAACUUUUUCAUGAUCCAUAUCAAAGGCUUUAUUAGAAUCUAGGAGAAAUGUGCCUAGAAUUGUUCUCAACUACACUGCAGUAACCCCAUUGAUGGUUACUCUGAAUUUACAGAUAUAAGUGAGAGCAGAAUUUGCCCCAUUAAGUCCACUAGAUAUGUGGUGCCUAAUAGAUCUCAAAAACAGAGGAAAUUAUAUGGAAGAUCAAAUAUAUUGAAAUACAGUGAAAGACAAUUGAUAUCAGCUUAAAACUUUAGAACUAAAAUGUUACAUUUGUGCUCAGUGGCUUUUGUUGGUAUUUUAGUACUAUAAAUAAUAAACUGAACUCAAACUGUACAUAAUAGAGAGGUAAUACAAACCUCAGAUGACAGUAUAACAAGGAAGCCAGGUAGUUGUGGAUUCUUGCUCCAGGUCUGACCCUGAUGAUGCUGGGUGACCUUGGACAAGUAACUUAGUUCCCCUGUCUAUAAAACGGAUAUAGUAAUACUUAUCUACCUCACAGGGAUGUUGUGAGGAUCAAUUAGUUAAAGUGUCUACAAAACUUUGAAGAUAAAAUUGCUUUAGUAGUAUUAUAAGGAUGUAUUUUUGUAUUGGUGUUCUAAUAACUCAGAUUUUGCUCACAUUAUCAUGAGAAAUCCUUAUUUAAAAUAUACUGUACAGUUGCAUGUAGUUUAUCUAUAUGAUAUGUGCUAUAUUCUUUCAUAACAGGAUAAUUUUUAUUUAAACAUUGUUAGCAUUCUUUUAAUGUAUAUUGUGAUAUUAGUCAUAUGCUUUCUUGGGCAUUUAUGUUGUUUAAUUUUGUACAUGUUUAUUUUUCUUUUAUCAUUUUGAUGUAUUUGUAAAACAAUUAGCAAUUAUUUUUCCCAAUAGAAAGUGCUGUUGAAAUAAAGAUGGCUGGAUUGCUAAUG